This is a messenger RNA of Aphis gossypii (cotton aphid), 2303 nucleotides long. RefSeq names its product sphingosine-1-phosphate phosphatase 2-like. Gene Ontology annotation, molecular function: sphingosine-1-phosphate phosphatase activity. The coding region runs from base 549 to 1730 and encodes 393 amino acids. Gene Ontology annotation, biological process: phospholipid dephosphorylation; sphingosine metabolic process. Lineage: Eukaryota; Metazoa; Arthropoda; Insecta; Hemiptera; Aphididae. The record is from RefSeq and is a predicted model, not a curated record. Gene Ontology annotation, cellular component: endoplasmic reticulum membrane. The transcript is spliced from 6 exons.
CGGCCCGUCCCGUCCGCCGCCCAUCCAUCGUCGUGUGAAUUACCAUCAUCGAGUGGUUUGAAAAAAAAAAAACGAAUAGGUAGGUAGGUCGAGUUUUUAUUACUUCAUAAUUUCGGUGUCACUCGGCCGUGUUUACUGUUCAGUAUGCCGUUCGUGGAAUCGGCGUCGAAAACCGUCGCGUCCAAUGAAUAUAAUAUUUAAUUUUUUUAAUCCAAGAAUGUGAUUUACAUAAAUUAUUCGAAUGGCCGUUGCUAUAUAGUGCAUGUACACCUUCAGUUUGCGUUCGUCCGCUGUCGCGUGUGCGAUGUCGGAAGUGUCGUAGAGUUUGUCGCUUGAUUAUUGUUCACUCUAUUCUUAUUCGCCUUUGAACCUGCGAUAAUUCGUCCGUUAUUGUCGCCCGACUGCUUAGCUCGGAUUUGUUUAGUUUUUUUUUUUUUUUUAUCCGUUAACGUUUUCGUACCUACCUACAGCCGAUCUACUUACAUUGUAUACUCGCGGGAAGCCCGAAGAAAAUUUGACGACCUCGUGUGGAAACUGGUGGCUCAGUCAUGGACGCUUUCAAGGAUUGCAUAGAUUACCUAAAAGACCCGGAACUGGUCGCCCGUUUUCAAAGGUCCUUUGGAGUGAUGCGGUACGACUCGUCGGACAAUGGUGCUACCAUUCCGUCACUGGACAAUGGCGAAUCCAAGACCAGCAACGGAAAUACAGUGCGCAAGUUAAACGAAAUCGAUCAUGUCACUAACAAGUUUUGGUAUUACUUGUUUUUGUUUGGCACGUACCUUGGUGACGAAAUUGGUUAUGCUGUCAUAAUACCGUUCUUGAUAUGGAACAUAGACUCGGCGGUUGCUAGGAAAAUGGUGCUCGUCUGGGCGGUCGUUAUGUACAUUGGCCAGUCCAUUAAAGACAUAGUACAGUGGCCGAGACCGCAAUGUCCUCCCGUCAUUAGACUGCAAACAAAAUGGUCAAUUGAAUAUGGAAUGCCUUCGACUCAUGCUAUGAUUAGUAUUGCGUUACCAUUUUCUGUUUUUUAUUACAUUUCAAAUCGAUAUCAAAUCGACAACAACAUUGGUAUCUUAAUAGUAUUUCUAUGGUGCAUGUUAAUUUCGCUUAGUCGUUUAUAUUUGGGCAUGCACUCAGUUUUGGAUGUGAUUGCUGGUCUGCUAUUAGCUAUUGUUUUAUUGAUUCCAUUUGUACCAUUGGCUGAUGUAUUAGACCGUUAUCUUAUGUAUAGUAAUUGGACUCCAUUGAUACUUAUUGUUGUUACUGUGAGCUUAAUACUCAUUUACCCAACUAGUGAUCAGUGGACACCUACCAAGGGUGAUACAACUCUAAUUUUAGCAACUUGUGCGGGCUUAUUGACAGGAGGUUGGUUGAAUGUCAAAUUAGGUAUACAGGAUGAUAUUCGUGUUAUAAAUCCAAUAAAUAAUUCUGUCAGUUGGCCUUCAAUUAAUUAUUUGGGUGUGAUUGUGAUCAGAAGUUGUUUGGGCUAUGGUUGCAUAGUCUUGUUAUUCUUAAUUAUUAAGUACUUCCUUUGUGUUAUUGAUAAAAUUUUAAUAAAAAGUGGUAUGAAAAUAAUUGAUGAUGUAUUGAAGAGGCAUAUUCCUUUGUUAGAUAUUACUUACAAAUAUUUUACAUUUUACUUGGUAUCUUUAAAUAUUUUUAUUUUGAUACCACUUUUGCAAAAAUUGUUGUUUCUACCAAGAGAGUCAUUUUACCAUGAAGCUAAGUAGUUAAAUGAAAUUGUUAAUUUAAUUUAAUAUUAUGGCCUGUUACCACCUUAUUUAUGUAAAAUUCAUACAUGUAAGCUUUAAUAUAUGUGCUUUAAUGAUACUUAAGUUCUUAAGUUCAAUAAUUGUAUAUAUUUUUUUUAACUGUAUCUCAUUUUGAACAAAAUAUUUGUUAACAGUCAAUCUAAGUAUAUUAUGAGUUCAUUAUUAUAUAACAUUUCCGACUUUAAUUUAAUUGUUAUUAUUGUAAAAUUAAUACUAAAAUUAUUUAUAUUUGAAUAAUAUAAUUUUAUAUCAAUUUUUUUUUUUGUGUGUAUAAUACUAUAAAUUAAGGAGACUGUGCACUGAAAAGUAAAAAUCACAAUACACUGUUUGAAACCUAUAAAUAUUCUAUUGAGGCAGCGCUUUCAUUGAUUAAAACAUAAUAUUACUAAUGAAGCUGUCUAAUAUAUUAUUAUUUAUGAUAUGAUGUAAUAUUUUUAUACUUUUAUAAAUCAAUCAAAAUAUUCUUAUGUCUUUAUGAUUAUUGUGUGUCAGAUUAUUUUUAAUUAUGUCAUAAAAAAUGCUCCUUUAUUA